AUGAUGCCCAUCGCCGCUAUGAUGUCGGCGCGUGCUCUUGCACGGAGUGUGCCGAUGUACACCCCUGCAAUUUCUUUUGCUGCUCGUCGUGCCUUUUCGAUGACGCCCCUCCGUCUGGGUGAGAUCAAGGUCCCCGAAAUGGCCGAAUCGAUCACGGAGGGCACCCUGAAGGAGUGGCACAAAAAGGUGGGCGAGUAUGUGGAAGAGAAUGAGGAGGUUGCGGUGAUUGAGACGGACAAGAUCGACGUCUCUGUCAAUUCGCCCGAGGCCGGUGUUAUCAAGGAGGUGUACGCCGAAGCCGAGGACACGGUCGAGGUGGGCAAGAAGCUGUUCUUUAUCGAGCCCGGUGAGAAGCCGUCGGGCGAUGCGAAGGAAGAGCCCAAGGAGGAGGAGAAGGAGGAGCCGAAGGAAGAGAAGAAGGAGGAGCCGAAGGAAAAGGCGGAGCCGAAAGAGUCUGAGAAGAAGGAGGACAAGCCCGCGCCGAAGGAGAAGAAGGAGGAGAAGAAGCCAGCGCCGGCCAAGGACAAGUCUGCGCCCAAGGCCGAGGAGCCCGCGCCCAAGGCCGGCGCGCGCACCGAGUCGCGCGUGAAGAUGAACCGCAUGCGCAAGCGCAUUGCGGAGCGUCUGAAGGAGUCACAGAACACCGCGGCGUCGCUGACAACCUUCAACGAGAUUGACAUGACGGCGCUGAUGGAGUUCCGCAAGCGCAACAAGGAUCGCCUGCUCAAGGAGACCGGCAUCAAGCUUGGUUUCAUGGGCCCCUUCGCUAAGGCCUGUGCCAUGGCCAUGAAGGAGAUCCCCGCUGCGAACGCCAGCAUUGAGGGCGAGGGGCUCGGCGACACCAUCGUCUACCACGACUAUGUCGACAUUGGUGUCGCUGUGAGCACGGAGAAGGGUCUUGUGACGCCUGUGGUGCGCAACGCCGAGUCGCUGAGCAUUCUCGAGAUCGAGAAGGCCAUUUCGGAUCUCGGUAUCAAGGCGCGCGACAACAAGCUGACGCUCGAGGACAUGACCGGCAGCACGUUCACUAUCUCGAACGGCGGUGUGUUUGGCUCGCUCUUCGGUACGCCCAUCCUGAACCUGCCCGGCUCUGCGAUCCUCGGCAUGCACGCCGUGAAGCAGAAGCCGUACGUCGUUAACGGCCAGAUCCAGAUCCGCCCCAUCAUGGUCGUGGCUUUGACAUACGACCACCGUCUCCUGGACGGCCGCGAGGCAGUGACGUUCCUGGUCAAGCUCAAGCAGUACCUGGAGGACCUGCCGACCAUGCUGCUGUAG
Molecule: messenger RNA, 1275 nt
Organism: Malassezia sympodialis ATCC 42132
Lineage: Eukaryota; Fungi; Basidiomycota; Malasseziomycetes; Malasseziales; Malasseziaceae
Gene: KGD2
Product: dihydrolipoyl transsuccinylase
Biological process (GO): tricarboxylic acid cycle
Cellular component (GO): oxoglutarate dehydrogenase complex; mitochondrion
Molecular function (GO): dihydrolipoyllysine-residue succinyltransferase activity
Source: RefSeq, a predicted model, not a curated record